Molecule: messenger RNA, 1218 nt
Organism: Didymodactylos carnosus
Lineage: Eukaryota; Metazoa; Rotifera; Eurotatoria; Philodinida; Philodinidae
Source: the annotation of a GenBank genome assembly
AUGGCAGCUAAAGUUGGCGAUAUUGACCAUGAAGAUAAUAUAUUAACAACAAAAUUAAAAUUAACUCGAAAUGAGUAUAAUGCAACAAUUCGAAAUAAAUUAGAAUAUAAUCGUUUAAGAGUAAUUGUUAAAUAUAUUAAUGAACAAAGUGAUUCAGCAGCAUCAAAACAACGAACAACGACUCAUAAUCUUAAAAGAUGGUUAAAUGAUAAUCAAACAGUUGUAUGCAAUACUGACGAAUUUUUCUUCAAUAGAAAGAUAAAUAUAAAAUAUGAGCAAAACGUAGCUCAUGCAGCUGUAAAAGAACAAGAAUUUAUAAAGAAAGUACGAAAAGAGAAGAGUGAACAAAUUGAACAUUUUGAUAUUUCAGAAAAAGAAUUUUAUCGAUUUGGCGUACGAGUAAAUUCAUUUAAUCCUCCUGUUCCUCGUCAACGUCCAAUUAGCAUCAAUGCGGGUGCUCGUCCCAAUCGUGUUCAAUCUGCCGGAUCCGCAUUGUUAAAACGGCCAUCAACCGCUCCAAUAAAAAUGUAUAACGGUGAAUUGAGUGACGAAGAUACAAGUGAUGACGAAAUAACUCGUUCUCGUAUUCAAUCAACUACUCUUAAUUCACGUAUAACAUCCAGUGUGCAUUCAACACCUACUGUACUCUCGCAUCAUCCACAAUCUUCUUUAGAACGAGAUUAUUAUGACGAUAACAAAUCAACCACUGAUCAUUCAAAUACAAAAAUAUCGUGGCCAGUUAGAUUACGCGUCUUUGCUCUGCAAGAUGAAGAUGAAGCAAGAAAACAAUGGUUAGCAUGGAAAGCAGAACAACGAAAGGCUAAACGACGUAAUAGUAAACAGUUUUUGGAUGUCGAACUUGAACGUCAAUAUCGUGAAUCAAUUCGUCGUCGUCAAGAAAUUGAAGCGUUUCUUACGCCAGAAAUAAUUGAAAAUGCAAAACUAAAUGAUCCUAUAUUUGCUAAACGUUAUAGACAACUGAAAUUAGCUGUGAAAGCUGGAAAAUUACCGGCAUAUGAUCGAAACGAUACAGAAAUAAAUUUAACAAUGACAAAGUCAAAAAUAGAACGUGCACGAACAGCAUUAAUAUCAGCUAAACAAUCAAAAAUCAAAAAUAUUUAUCGAGCGCAACAAAUAAAUAAUGAUAAAAAUUUAUCGAGACGAAUCGAAUUUUUUUUGAAAAAUUUAGAAAACUUCAGAAAUGAACAAACAGUGUAG